CAAAACGUCAUUUAUUUAGACAAUUGUUGAUAAAGUCAAAAUAACAUUUAUAAAAAAAAAGGAGGUAGUAUAUAUAUAUUGGCGCAUGGCUGCCUAAUAAACUCUAUGAUUUAUUGUUUAAUUUUUUGGUUAUUAUAUUAACUAGUUCAAUCUUUUCCUUUUUGUAGGUUGUUUUCUUCCAUUUGUUCCAAGUUUUUUAUUUUUGCUUUGUCAAUUAUAGAAUUGAUAAAUGUGUAAGAUGCCUUGCUUGAAGCAUGCUUUCUUAAUAAAACGUUUCCCUUUUUCAGUUCAUCUUGAUGAAUCAAUGUAUCAAACUUUCUAAACAAAAAUCAAUUUAGGACACAUCAAAUUAAAAACAACCAUAAAUCUGUGGGCAUUUGUUGGGGUAGAGCCCAUAAAUGCCGAGGCUUGAGAACGACUUUGUUCAAUUUUUUAUUUUUUGUCCUUUUCCACUUUCCUAAACUUGUUUUUGGGCUUUUAGCACGCCUUUAACUACAAUUAUUGAUGCAAGAACCUCAAUUAUGGGCUUUAUAAAUAUCUUGACUUACAUAGAUUGAAGCCCAUCGUUGACCCUAACUCAAAAAUUAAUGGGCUCUAAUCUGUUUAUUUGUAAUAUUUAAUUUAUACCUCUUUUUUUUUUUUUUNCUUCUUUUCUUGUUUUCUCUUAUACGUUUUUCGGAAUGUGGAAUAUGUUUAUGCACCUAUCUUACGUUGCAGAUCAAGCCAUGGUGAAGGAAAACAUUAGGAAGCUUUACAUGGCAAUGGGCCUUCAGAAAUGGAUCUAUGGGCUCCGAACAGUAGAGCCCACUUGCCCAGAAAAUGACUCCAGUGUUAUUGCCGAUGAGCAGCCCAAUGGACCUAAUCUGGCAGACACGAGAUAUAUUUCCUGGCUGAAUGAUCAUCCUUCUGCCAUAGCCUCUUUCAAUGGGAUGAUGAAUUCUGCAAAAGGGAAACAAAUAGUCGUGUUUUUGGAUUACGACGGGACUCUUUCACCAAUCGUAAAUGACCCUGAUCGAGCAUUUAUGUCCGACCCGAUGCGAUCAGCUGUACGUGAAGUCGCAAGGUACUUCCCGACCGCUAUAAUCAGCGGUAGGAGUCGAGACAAGGUUUAUGAAUUUGUUAAGUUGGAUGAGGUUUUCUAUGCUGGGAGCCAUGGGAUGGAUAUAAAAGGGCCUCCUUUAAAUGUGAAGUCUUAUGGAGAGUAUCAAAUAAGCACCCAAGAUGAGAAGGGCAACGAGAGCACAAUUUUCCAACCUGCAAAGGAGUACCUGCCCGUAAUUAAAAAGAUGUUGAAAGAGCUUAAGAGAAGAACAUGUGACAUACCAGGUGCUCUUGUGGAGGACAAUAGGUUCUGCAUUUCAGUGCACUAUCGUCACGUUUUGGACGAGGACUAUGGUACCCUAGAGGAGAUAGUGCACAAUCUUCUUUCCGAGUAUUAUUCUCUUUUUCACAUCACUCGAGGGAAGAAGGUUCUAGAAAUCCGGCCUACGAUCAAAUGGAACAAAGGGGAUGCCUUGACAUAUCUUCUAGAAACCCUAGGGUUUUCCAACUCCACCAAUGUCCUCCCGUUUUAUUUAGGCGAUGACAAAACCGAUGAAGAUGCAUUCAAGGUACUUACGAACUCUGACAAUGGAUAUCCGAUCCUCGUAUCGUCCACUCCAAAGGAGACCUUAGCUUUAUACUCCUUGCGCGAUCCACCCGAGGUUUUGAGUUUCCUUAUACGUUUGGCAAGGUGGGGAGAGACUUUGGAGUUGCCCUAAUUGUGUUUAAUUAGGAUUAAGAGUAUAUUAAUAUUAUGGGCUUAAUUAUGGUUUUAAUUAAUUAGAUUUUUAGGGAUAGGUGAUUAAUGAAACCUUGGGAGAGGCUAGUUUUAGUUGGCCCCCUCAAGUGUGUUUCCCUUCUUAUGUUAAGUGUCAAUUUGCAUGUGUAGCUACUAAUAUAAUUUUGUAGUACUAAAUAAUUUUGGUACAUUUAAGUAUUUAACGUCUUAGUUUUUCUUUUUUCAUUCUCAAAUUCUUGUGUGACACAGUCCAGAGAUUAA
Striga asiatica is the source of this 2041-nucleotide messenger RNA. The record is from the annotation of a GenBank genome assembly. NCBI's taxonomy places the organism in Eukaryota, Viridiplantae, Streptophyta, Magnoliopsida, Lamiales, Orobanchaceae.